GCACCCACUACCCCCCCCCAACCCGCACCCACUACCCCCCCCCAACCCGCACCCACUACCCCCCCCCAACCCGCACCCACUACCCCCCCCCAACCCGCACCCACUACCCCCCCCCAACCCGCACCCACUACCCCCCCCCAACCCGCACCCACUACCCCCCCCAACCCGACCCACUCCCCCCCCCCAACCCGCACCCACUACCCCCCCCAACCCGCACCCACUCCCCCCCAUCCCGCACCCACUACCCCCCCCCAACCCGCACCCACUACGCCCCCCCAACCCGCACCCACUACCCCCCCCAACCCGCACCCACUACCCCCCCCCCCACCCGCACCCACUACCCCCCCCCAACCCGCACCCACUACCCCCCCCAACCCGCACCCACUACCCCCACCCACCCGCACCCACUCCCCCCACCCACCCGCACCCACUACCACCCCCCCCCAACCCGCACCCACUACCCCCCCCCAACCCGCACCCACUACCCCCCAACCCGCACCCACUACCCCCCCCCAACCCGCACCCACUACCCCCCCCAACCCGCACCCACUACCCCCCCCCCAACCCGCACCCACUACCCCCCCCAACCCGCACCCACUACCCCCCCAACCUGCACCCACUACCCCCCACCCACCCGCACCCACUACCCCCACCCACCCGCACCCACUCCCCCCACCCACCCGCACCCACUACCCCCACCCACCCGCACCCACUCCCCCCCCACCCACCCGCACCCACUCCCCCCACCCACCCGCACCCACUACCCCCACCCACCCGCACCCACUCCCCCCCACCCACCCCGCACCCACUCCCCCACCCACCCGCACCCACUCCCCCCACCCACCCGCACCCACCCCCCCCCAACCCGCACCCACUCCCCCCCCCCAACCCGCACCCACUACCCCCCCCCAACCCGCACCCACUACCCCCCCCAACCCGCACCCACUACCCCCCACCCAACCCGCACCCACUACCCCCCCCAACCCGCACCCACUACCCCCCCCAACCCGCACCCACUACCCCCACCCACCCGCACCCACUCCCCCCACCCAACCCGCACCCACUACCCCCCCCCAACCCGCACCCACUACCCCCCCCCAACCCGCACCCACUACCCCCCCCAACCCGCACCCACUACCCCCCCCAACCCGCACCCACUACCCCCCCCCAACCCGCACCCACUACCCCCACCCACCCGCACCCACUCCCCCCACCCACCCGCACCCACUACCCCCACCCACCCGCACCCACUCCCCCCACCCACCCGCACCCACUACCCCCACCCAAUCCGCACCCACUCACCCCCCCCAACCCGCACCCACU
Messenger RNA from Stegostoma tigrinum, 1323 nucleotides. Its product is annotated as proteoglycan 4-like. Lineage: Eukaryota; Metazoa; Chordata; Chondrichthyes; Orectolobiformes; Stegostomatidae. The record is from RefSeq and is a predicted model, not a curated record.